UUUGCCAUAAAAUCCUUAGGACUGCCACUUCCAUACAAACUUUCAAAGUCGUCUAAAUAGUASUAAGUGAUAACUUCGAGAUCAGGACUUUCAAAGCGAAUCCUUGGAAAGGCUUUGAUCAAAUGCCCACCCUACUGAAACAAGAACUCUUGCGUUUUCUGCUAUGUGUUAUGCUGAACACGAUACUUCUUUGUACAUCGCCAACUAAAGGAAUACGCUGCGAAGAGACAUCAAUCGGUGUGGAAGCCAGGGGAAUCAUUCCAGAUAGUAGCUUUACUGCAUCGUCUACAUAUAGAUAUAAAGGAUACAAGCCAUAUUUUGCAAGGAUUGGUGAUACACGAGGAKAUGGCCAUGGUUGGUGUCCAGGCAGCCCAGGAAAAAAUAUCCGCCAUUAUCUGCAAAUUGAUCUUGGAGCUGAGUUCGUUGUGUGCGCCAUUGCUACAAAGGAAGGCGGUGCAUAUGCUAAAACAUACGUAAUAACCAUGUCAAAGGACAACCGAACCUGGAAAGAUUACAAAGAGAACGGGAGAAUAAGACUCUUAGUUCCUUCCAAUGCGCAAGCAAAGCAAUAUAUAUGUUUACUUAUGUUUUUGAUGCAAAUAAGGACAGCACUGGUGUUGUGAAAAGCCCAUUAAAAAACAAACCAUUAAUGCGGUACAUCAGGUUGUAUCCAAAAGCCUAUCACAUUAACAAAUAUUGCAUCAAAGUUGCAAUC
Exaiptasia diaphana is the source of this 715-nucleotide messenger RNA. RefSeq names its product lactadherin. The record is from RefSeq and is a predicted model, not a curated record. Lineage: Eukaryota; Metazoa; Cnidaria; Anthozoa; Actiniaria; Aiptasiidae. The transcript is spliced from 4 exons. Bases 123 to 623 code for a protein of 166 amino acids.